Messenger RNA from Gryllus bimaculatus (two-spotted cricket), 2001 nucleotides. Lineage: Eukaryota; Metazoa; Arthropoda; Insecta; Orthoptera; Gryllidae. The record is from the annotation of a GenBank genome assembly.
CAGUAACGUUUCUCUAGUUUGUCGCGGGAACCAGUCAUGGCUGCAUGUUCUCUGUUGAUGACAUAAACACACCGUCGUCGGCGCUCCUGAUGAACGUUUGCUUCUGUGCAGUGUAGUGGCGGCGGCAUUAAGUUCGAGUGUGGUGUUUUGAAGAAGAGUAUAAAUUGUGGUUCGAUGUCAGUGAGAAUUCUCCCACCGUUGUGAGGUGCUGAAUUUUAUAACGGAAAAUUAGCGUUCCGUUUAAAUUGUAUGAUACGUACUGGUUGCUCGUGAAUACAUGUUUUCAUGUUAUUGUAAAUAACAAUUGUUAAGUAUAGAGCUGUGUUGUAUUCGGUUAAAACUUGCUUGUUAUUGACUAUUUUUAAUAUAUCCGGGAGACUUUGAAUACUUUUGUGGCAAUGUCGAAGUUUAACCUACCCAGCGGCAUCAUUUUGAGCUGUGAUCAAAAUGGGCUUUUGACUGUUGCUGAAGAACAUUUGGAAAACCUUAUGAAGAAGGACCCUCUUUCAAACAUUUACAUCGUGGAACAUACACCCUUCGCAAGGGGCAAGUUCGCGGCCGUGCGCAAAUGCACACACCGCGAGACGGGGGUUGAAUAUGCCGCCAAAUUCAUCCGCAAGCGGCGCCGCGCCAUGGACCAGCGGGCAGACAUCCUCCACGAGCCGCAAAAUCUGUUAUUAACUGGAAACUACCCUGAUUGUGAUGUAAAAUUGUGUGACUUUGGUAUAUCCAGGGUCAUUCAGAAUGGUGUAGAAGUUCGUGAAAUUCUUGGAACUCCUGAUUAUGUUGGUCUGUUGGUGUUUUGGCUUAUGUAUUGGUAUCAGGAUUCUCCCCAUUUGGAGGUGAUUCAAAACAAGAAACAUUUUUAAACAUUUCAAAAUGUAAACUUGAUUUCCCAGAAGAAUUGUUCCAAAACGUUUCUAAGGAAGCCCAGGAUUUUAUUCGUGCCACUCUCCAUAUUGAUCCUAGGAAACGCCCUUCGAUUGAAAAUUGCCUGACUCUGUUGCGAAGAAGUUAUAGUUGCUGUUGUUCAUGAAGAUGACAAGGAAAGCAAUGGUUUCCCAGAAAAUACCAAGGUCAAUGAUGACAAUUGUCAAGAAGAGAAAAUCAAUAACAACAACAACACGUCUGAUACAAAAGAUGAGAGAGGGAGUGCUGAUUUUGGUUCUCUUGGCAUUCUGAGAAGUUUUACUCAGAAUUUUAAAGAAAAAUCUACCUCAAGGUCAGUUGGAGAAGAAAAUGGAAAUAAUGCUAAUGACGAUGUUGUUAUAAUUUCCCUCAAAGAGGAGGAAGAAAAUAUUCCUCCAUCCCUUUCGAAUAGCAAAGAAGACUUCGAAGGCAUUACCAAUGGUCACUCCAAAAACGAGAUCUCCAGUCACUUCAUUCUUAAAUCAAAUGCUAAACAUGAUUCAACUAUUGGCGCAUCAGGCACUGACAGCGAAGAAGACAAAGACUCUCCAGUCAAUAAGCGACCUAAGAACUGCCUAGCAGGCCGAAGAUCAUCCUUCCCUGUCGUGUCAUGUCUGUCUUGUGCACAGUGUGGAUCUCAGUGUUGCCAUCAUUCAGCUCCUCACUCGCCUGACUUGCGUCUGAACCAGCGACAUCACAAUGGAAUCGCCAAUUCUCCUGUUGAAAUCACACCGGACCGAAGUAUUAUUUGCUAACAGCAUGCCAAAUACAAAUAAUCAAACAAAUGAACUCAAAUAAGUUUAAGUGUCAGACUGUUACUAUUUUAAUUAUUAAUUUAUUUUGAAAAAUUUAAGAAAAAGAAGGCAUUAUUUGAAGGAUGAUGUACACAGAAAUUGCACAUGAAUGUUAGUUUAGUGUAUUUUGCAAGAACCACCGUCCAGAUUUGCAUCAGUGUGGGUGUUAUCUGGUAUAUUAACUGUAAGAAUUGAAGAUCAGUACAUUAUGUGAUCAAUUACGUAUUCACAUUAAAUGGUGAAGUGAAUAAACAGUGUAAAAUGUAUUAUAAUUUAUUACCUAUAAUGUUAACAUUGU